AUGAAGACACGAUCUAUUGUUUUAGCUUUUCAUUUAAGCAUUUCUUUUUCUUUUAUCUGUGUAUGGUGUUCCUUUCUCUCUUAUACACCAUUUGUUCAUGUUCUCUUUCUCUUCUCCUCUACGUAUUUGCCUUUUUUUUUAUCUCAUCCCUCUUUGUCUUUUCAAUCUUCUCCAUCCCUCUUUGUCUUUUCAAUCUUCUUCAUCCCUCUUUGUCUUUUCAAUCUCCUCCAUCCCUCUUUGUCUUUUCAAUCUUCUCCAUCCCUCUUUGUCUUUUCAAUCUUCUCCAUCCCUCUUUGUCUUUUUCAAUCUUCUCCAUCCCUCUUUGUCUUUUCAAUCUUCUCCAUCCCUCUUUGUCUUUUUCAAUCUUCUCCAUCCCUCUUUGUCUUUUUUUUCAAUCUUCUCCAUCCCUCUUUGUCUUUUCAAUCUCCUCCAUCUCUCCGUCUUUUCAAUCUCCUCCAUCUCUCCGUCUUUUCAAUCUCCUCCAUCUCUCCGUCUUUUCAAUCUCCUCCAUCCCUCUUUGUCUUUUCAAUCUUCUCCAUCCCUCUUUGUCUUUUCAAUCUUCUCCAUCCCUCUUUGUCUUUUCAAUCUUCUCCAUCCCUCUUUGUCUUUUCAAUCUUCUCCAUCCCUCUUUGUCUUUUCAAUCUCCUCCAUCUCUCCGUCUUUUCAAUCUCCUCCAUCUCUCCGUCUUUUCAAUCUCCUCCAUCUCUCCGUCUUUUCAAUCUCCUCCAUCUCUCCGUCUUUUUUUCAAUCUCCUCCAUCUCUCCGUCUUUUUCAAUCUCCUCCAUCCCUCUUUGUCUUUUUCAAUCUCCUCCAUCCCUCUUUGUCUUUUCAAUCUUCUCCAUCCCUCUUUGUCUUUUCAAUCUUCUCCAUCCCUCUUUGUCUUUUCAAUCUUCUCCAUCCCUCUUUGUCUUUUCAAUCUUCUCCAUCCCUCUUUGUCUUUUCAAUCUUCUCCAUCCCUCUUUGUCUUUUCAAUCUCCUCCAUCUCUCCGUCUUUUCAAUCUCCUCCAUCUCUCCGUCUUUUCAAUCUCCUCCAUCCCUCUUUGUCUUUUCAAUCUCCUCCAUCCCUCUUUGUCUUUUCAAUCUCCUCCAUCUCUCCGUCUUUUCAAUCUCCUCCAUCUCUCCGUCUUUUCAAUCUCCUCCAUCUCUCCGUCUUUUCAAUCUCCUCCAUCUCUCUGUCUUUUUAUGCCCCCUCUUUCUUUUAUCUCCCUCAUUAGUUUAUCUUUUUUAUUCCCUCAUCUCUCUGUUGUUUCAAUCUCCUCCAUAUCUAUCUCUUUGAUCUUCCCUAUUUCUUUGUCUUUUUUUAUGUCCUCCAUCACUUUUUCUUCUCUUUUCAUUCUCCUCCAUCUUUCUUUCCUUGUUACUUACUCUCUCUCUCUCACUCUUCUUUUCAUUUCCUUCAGUCUAUCUCUUCAUUCAUUUUCAUCUCUUUUCCUUUUAUUUGCUUUCUCUUUCCUCUUAUUUUGUCUUUGUUUUUUCCUCCUCUCUCUUCAUUUAUUUUUGUAUUUUCUUUGUUUUCAAAUAUAA
Acanthosepion pharaonis is the source of this 1524-nucleotide messenger RNA. The record is from the annotation of a GenBank genome assembly. NCBI's taxonomy places the organism in Eukaryota, Metazoa, Mollusca, Cephalopoda, Sepiida, Sepiidae.